Molecule: messenger RNA, 2713 nt
Organism: Fundulus heteroclitus (mummichog)
Lineage: Eukaryota; Metazoa; Chordata; Actinopteri; Cyprinodontiformes; Fundulidae
Gene: arhgef16
Product: Rho guanine nucleotide exchange factor (GEF) 16
Exons: 15
Coding region: 267-2414 (715 amino acids)
Biological process (GO): activation of GTPase activity
Molecular function (GO): protein binding; guanyl-nucleotide exchange factor activity
Source: RefSeq, a predicted model, not a curated record
GGAGCAGCGCGGCGGAGGAAUACAGCCAGCCGCAUUUCUGCUCCGUCGGACCGCAUCUCCGCCCCGGCAGCGCCGCUCCAGAACCCGGCCCACCGAAUCACAGCUGCGGCUGGAGGCGCACCUCUCUCAGGUAAAGACGCUCCGUCAACCGCAGGAACGCGAAGGCGGACAUUUUUCCUCCCGCAAAACUAAUCCGUCUGCCUGGCGACGUUGAAUCUUUAAGUUUCCUCCAAUGCUGUAGGUGCUGAAGACCUCAGGAGGACACCAUGUCCCACAGCGAGCCAGAUAGCGGCACGGACAAUAAGUCCCCUCAAAUGGAGACCCUCUUUUCUACAGUACUUCAUAUAUACGAGCCAGGAGAUGAAGGCUACCAACAGAAAAGCCCCCCCGCACAGCAGGAAACAGCCACCCCGCAGGGAGAUGAAGUGGACAGGGUGGUGGUGCCAGAGCAGGUGAUCCGGAGCACAGAGACUCCUGUAGCAAAGACGCCCGAGAGCCAAAAGGUGGUUCUGAGCACCGAGAGCCCUGCAGCAAAGAGGCUCGGCAUCAACCAGCUGAUUCCUAAGAGCUUAGCAGUGGCCAGCAGGCCCAAGAACCGCCACCACACCACUGUGGUGACCUUCCCAGUAGGACUGGAGAACACCAGCAGCGACAGCCGCAGCCGUCACUCGGCCCAGGGGCCGGACGUUUCCUGGGACGAUUAUGACAGCGACGGAGACGGUUUAGCCUUCCGGAGGAACCGCAGGAACAAGUCAUACCGGGCCGCCGUGACCAGCCUGGACAUUGAGGCCAUGACAGCCGGGACGGCGAGUGCGACCACUCUGAAACGCGUUGAUGAAACCAGAGAAAGCAGUCCUGGUCCUGCUUCAGGUCACAGACGAAAGCGUACGCUGGGCAGAAAGAGGAACCAGCGUGGAUCAUUCAAAGAUGCGACGCCGCGCCUGUACCAGGAGAUCCGAGAGCGCGGCCUGCACUCCACCAACCAGGACGAGAUGCUCGAGGACUUCGUGGUGGUGGAGCCUCCCGCGCAGGACCAGGGCAUUGUGAUGAAAAGCUACAAACAAGCUCACCUCACCUGGAGCCAGUUACCUCAGGUGAAGGAGUCUGGUAUUCUGUCAACAAUCACGCCUCAGGAGAGAAAGAGACAAGAGGCCAUUUUUGAAAUUAUCACCUCCGAGCACUCGUACCUGCACAGCCUUGGCAUCCUGGUACGUCACUUCAAGAACAACGCAGAGCUGAAGAACACAAUGACGACCACUGAGCACCACCACCUCUUCUCCAACAUAUCUGUCAUCCACACGGUUAGCCAACGUUUUUUUAAGGACCUCGAAAAUCGUCACAACGAUCAGCUGCUGAUCAGGGACAUCAGCGACAUUGUCCAGAACCACGCCGCGCACCACUUCGAACCAUACAUCGUCUACUGCUCCAAUGAGACCUUCCAGCAGAGGACGCUGCAGAAGCUGCUGAAUGAUAACUCUGCGUUCAAAGAGACCUUGAAAAACAUCGAGACAAGUGGUGAAUGUGGAGGCCUGCCCAUGCUCUCGUUCCUCAUCCUGCCCAUGCAACGUGUGACCAGACUACCACUCCUGCUUGACACAAUCUGUCAGAAAACCCAGGCACAGACCGCGGAGUACUUCGCUGCUGUUUGGGCGCUGAAAGCUAUGAGCAAGUUGGUCACUGAAUGCAACGAUGGAGCAAGGCGGAUGGAAAGGACCGAGCAGAUGUACACCAUCCAAAAGCAGAUGGAUUUUGGAAAAAUAAAGCCAUUUCCUCUGGUGUCGGCAUCCCGAUGGCUGAAGAAGCGUGGUGAGCUGGCCGUCUCCAGCGAAGAGCUGAGCAUAUGGAAGGCGUUCACCACCAGGAGCUACUACCUGUUUCUCUUCAAUGACGUGCUGAUCGUCACCAAAAAGAAGUCGGAGGAGAGCUUCGUCGUGUUGGACUACGCCACUCUGGAUAAGGUAGAGGUCGAGUUUGGGAAAGACGCAGAGGGACAGACGUCUUCGCCCAGCAAAAACAACUCCAGCUACCUUUCCUUCAAACUGCGGAUGACCAAGAACAGUGAGGGCAAAUUAGAGCAGAUCUCCCUGGUGGCCGACUCCAGGGUGGACCGGGCACGAUGGGUAAUCGCUCUUAAAGAGCAAAAGCAGGACAAGGUCGUCACUUGCACAGACGGGUUGCCGCAGUAUGAAGUCACCAAAACGUACAUGCCAAAGGAGCCGGAUGAACUGGGCCUGCGUCAGGCCGAGCUCGUCAUUGUUCUCCAAAAGGAAGAAGAAUGGUGCUACGGCGAGAGAAUGCGGGACGGCGAGAGCGGCUGGUUUCCUGCCAGCUGCGCCACGGAGAUCACCAACCCCACCGCCGUGGAGGACAACGUGCAACGGAUGAAGCGUCUGCGCAAAGAGACCAACGUCUGAGCGGAAGCUGCACCGCUGAGGAGGAGUUAAACUGAGCCCUGGAAGUCCAUUACGGCAGACUGAAAUUCUUUACCGCACAUGGCAUAAUGUGCAAAAGGCGUCCUCGGGCAACAUGGGGGAGGGUUGCUGCAUAUUCCUGUCUUCAUAUGGUGCCAAAUAUGUUAUGGUUUUAGUAGAAUUGAGUCAAGAGGAGGAGCCCCGGUCGGUUUAGUCACUCACAUGUCAACAUCCACUAUGAUGUAGAAACCCGACAAUUGUCCAUAGCCUGUAUACUUGAGAAGAAUAAAGACUCAAAAACA